Messenger RNA from Melanaphis sacchari, 1280 nucleotides. RefSeq lists its product as uncharacterized. The transcript is spliced from 3 exons. The record is from RefSeq and is a predicted model, not a curated record. The coding region runs from base 147 to 1178 and encodes 343 amino acids. NCBI's taxonomy places the organism in Eukaryota, Metazoa, Arthropoda, Insecta, Hemiptera, Aphididae.
CGGUACAGUACUCUUUGUAGGUUUAGACUUGCUGCAGUACAGUCGGCCCAAAUCAUACAACUAUAACUGGGCCGGUAUCUGCAGGUGCAGUUUUUUUUUUUUAAUUCAGUAUUUCAGUAUUUCCGUCUUUGCUACAAACAAACAAGAUGUUUCUAAUGAAAUCACUGAUAGUGGUGAUUGCAUUAAUAUCGCUUGUAGUUGGUUUACCGACACCAGUACCAGAAAAGUCAUUACAGCCAAUUCAGCGCCAAAAGAAGCACGCUGACGGUGGUUAUGGAUCAGAUGUAGUUGGUUAUGAUUCUCAUCAUCAUGAAGAACCACAAGGCUCUUGGAAAAAGAAAUUAACUUGGAAAGAGGAAUGGAAACAAGAAUGGAAAACUGUCAAACAAGAAGUAUGGAAAAAAACUUGGGAGCAAAUUAAAGUUCCCAUAUGGAAAGAGAUUAAAGUUCCCGUCUGGAAAGAAAUAAAAGUACCAGAUUGGAAAAUUAUCCAAACUCCUGUUUGGAAAGAAAUUAAAGUGCCAGUGUGGAAAGAAAUUAAAGUACCUGAUUGGAAAAUAAUCCAAGUGCCCGCAUGGAAGGAAGUACAAGUACCUGUGUGGAAAGAAAUUCAGGUACCUGACUGGAAAAAAACCUAUGUACCGGAAUGGGUUAAGGAAUACGUUCCCGGAUCUAAACAAUUAGGCAAAGAUCAAAAUGGAUGGGAAUAUGUUGCACAUGAUUUGUGGAAAAAAAAACUCAUAUGGAAACCAAUUUGGAAUAAGGUAUGGAAAACUGAAAAAAAACAAGAAUGGGUAACAGAGAAAAAACAAGUAUGGAAAGAAGAGAAAGUACAAAUAUGGAGGACUGAAAAGAAACAGGAAUGGGUAACUGAAAAGAAACAAGAAUGGAAAGAAGAAAAAGUACAAAUCUGGAGAACAGAGAAAAAAGAAGAAUGGGUAACUGAGAAAAAACUUGAGUACAAGACCGAAUGGAAAGAAAACAAAGUUCCAGCUUGGAAAGAGAUUCAAGUACCCACUUGGAAGAAAGUCUACAAGCCUGUGUGGGAAAAGGUUUGGGUAGAAGAACAUCAUGACCAUCAUGAACACCACGAUCAACACGAAUAUGGCGGUGGAUACGACGAUCAACAUAAUAAUUAUGGUGGUGGCGGUGAUAGCUAUGGUUACCAUAAAAAAUGAUUUAUAAUUCACCAUAUCCACCAUAAAUCUUUCUUUAGUAUACCUCUCAAGUCAAUGUAUUUUUACGCCAACCAAUUGUAAAUAAUUCUUUUUAGUUUAUAU